AUGUCACGAACUCACAAUGGCCCCUCUCAACCCGAACUGAGUGAUAUCGAUGCUGCGGCGGCGAUUGUCCCAAGAGUCGCCGAUGAAAUCGCCGGGCCUGCGCUUGUGGUCCAACUCGCCACCCGCAAACUUUCAAGCUCUCCCAUGACUAAGCGCAGCUGUUCUGCCGCAGUUUCACGGUCGUUGCUCCGAUUAUUAUCCCAACUUGCGUCUGGCUCGGGUGGCGUCUUGGGUACACUUCACUAUCUUGUGAACGCAGCAUUUACUUCAUAA
This is a messenger RNA of Penicillium subrubescens, 273 nucleotides long. RefSeq lists its product as uncharacterized. The transcript has 2 exons. The coding region runs from base 1 to 273 and encodes 90 amino acids. Lineage: Eukaryota; Fungi; Ascomycota; Eurotiomycetes; Eurotiales; Aspergillaceae. The record is from RefSeq and is a predicted model, not a curated record.